Fusarium vanettenii 77-13-4 is the source of this 2169-nucleotide messenger RNA. RefSeq lists its product as uncharacterized. The record is from RefSeq and is a predicted model, not a curated record. The annotation marks the transcript as partial. Lineage: Eukaryota; Fungi; Ascomycota; Sordariomycetes; Hypocreales; Nectriaceae. The transcript has 8 exons.
AUGGACCUCACUGACUCACUGUCUAGCCUCGACGAGUCCGGCCCCGUUAUCGCCAGCGGGAAGCGCCUAGCCCUGUCAACAAAACUUCGCUCCAAGUUCUUCUUGGUCGCCCCGGCCGACGCAGACCCUUGGUUCGGUUUCACGCUGGAUUUCCCUUUGGGCCAGGAUCAGGCAGCGAACGAAGAUUCCGGCUUUGGUAUCCGUCACGAAGGUAAAGCCUCGGGAGACGCGGUGGUACCCGUUGAUAACCACAGGCUCACCAUUAGGUUCCCUCGCGGCGGGUUCCAGACGAUCGUCGAAGAUGCGACAUUGCCGCUGAUGAACCGAUUCCCCAACGCCAAGCGUCGAGAUCACGGUAUGACGGUCCUCAAAGUCGUCAUCGGUGAUGCUUCGGUAUCGAUCCAGGGGUUUGGAUACCCAUUCGCCAACGUCGACGACCUCGAGGUUGAGGGAUGGGUGAACAAUAAGCCCAUCGUCGAUGGCCACACCCUGAUUGACAUCUUGCGAAGCAAGCGGUUUGUCUUCGUGUUGCCCAAGCCUGUCGCCGCCGCCGCCCAUACCUUCAACCCGGACCGCCUUCCUGCGCCGUUCAGCUAUCCAUACGGCCCCAAUCAGGAAUGGAACCUCCCGCUGUACAGGGCGCUGAUCGCCCAGAACAAAGGGCACCGAUUCAUUCCAGCGUUCCGCCACCCCGACGACCUCUCUCACAUCACCUCGGUCGUCCAAGCCGCCGUCCAGGACGUCUUGUGGAUUGACGACGCAGUCAAUGAGAUCUUAGCCAUCAGAUUCCCGGCCUACUUCGUGAGCCCCGAGACCAGUGCCUCCGAGCCCCGUGCCGUCGAGGGCAUCAAACAGUUCUACAUCGUCGUCGCUUUGACCCCGCAAUUCCGCACAGAGUACGACUCCGCAUGGCGCCGUCUCAUCAAGGCUGAGGGUUUCCGCGUCCGGCUCUUCAACUCACAUGAGUCAUUGAGCCCCCACGAGACCUGGAACUGCAAGAUCGUCGAGUAUCCCAGCAAUCUCAGCGCCCUCAAGCCUCAUCCGGUCCGAAAACAUGAGCUAGUCCUGUGCGCUCGACGACCCACGAGGGAUGAGUUCCAGAAGAAGCAGCCAUACGAAGUCAAGAUGUUCCCCGACCGGAACGGCUUCUAUGACUGGAUGGUGAAGCCUGAUCCACGAAGCACCAAUGCGCCUCCUAUGCUGCGAGCCCUGCCCAGCAUCAACUUCCUCGACAUUGAGGAUAAGGCAUACGCCAAUGCCAUCGUCGCCGAGGCUCUGCCUCAAGAUCAGGCCCGCUUCCGCGGGUACCUCAGUAACCGCCCUCUUGGACUUGCUGCUGCCACCCUCGCGAUGCACGCAAAGCUCGGCAAGAUCCUCUGCUCGGCGCCCACCAACGUCGCCGUCGACAACUUUGCGAGUCGACUCGAUACAAGAACCCGCACCGUCGUCGAACGUUACAACAGGGGAUUACAGGGAGGCCAACCCCGUCGCAGGCACACCUUCGUUGUUCGUGCCUACAGACCCGAGCACGAAUCCGUCGCCUUCAAGAGGCUACUUCAGGACUCGCGUAUCAGUGAUGGCGCCGCUCCCAAGCCUUUUGCUCGCCGACCCUCCAAGUGGAGACUGCAUUUGUCGUGUGCAUUCUGGCUUCUGGUCUUGCUCCGCUCUCCUGCCGUGAGGGGGUUGCACCCAGACGAUAGCCCGGUUCUUCAUGAGAUGCAGCAAGCCAUCCAUGACCAUGACAGCACAGUUCUCCUCCGCGAUGUUGCCACAGGUGCCAUCACCUGGGAGCAGUUCAAGGAGGCCGAUGGCUACACCAGGGCCAUGACGGUGGCCAAUGAUCUGCUGGCUUACAUUCCAGAUCAAGCAGACUUGCUCGUGGCCCGGGGUGUCUCCAUCGACGAAGCUGCCAACAUGCAUCGCGCCGACCUCUACUGCGUUUGGGGCAAUACCCUUCUGCCUUGCUUCCUCUUUGGCGAUCCCAAGCAGCUCUCUCCCACCGUCAUGACGAACAGCGAGCAGCACAAGGCGGUUCUUCAUCGCGACGACGAAGGCGACGUCGACAUGGAAAGUGAGCAGAAUCCUGUCGGCUUCCUCAACCGCUUCGCCAUGGAUGGCAAGAUUUCUGCUCUGCAAUACUUGCAGGGCAACGGCAUCCCGGUCUACCGC